GAAUUUCGAUCUUGAAGCGCCAAAAACCAAAAAACCAAAAAACCAAAAAAAAAAAAAAAGCAAGAUGGAAGAAGCAGACCAACAAGAACUACUACAACAACUCACCAUCAACAACCAACGACUAACACCAAAGAUAUAUCAAACCAUCAACAAAACAAACAACAACAACAACCCAUUCCUAACUUGGAUUCACUACAACCAACUCACCAAACAACAACAACAACCCAACAUCAACCUCAGAAGAAACCUACUCAACCUCUGCAUCAGAACUACCUACUCCAACAAUCACCAGAAUAACAACUCACUAGAGACCAUUGGCUACUACCGAUCGAUCCAGGAAGAACUAAACGAACAACUAGACCAUUCCAUCUUCUUCCAAGAACUCAAAAUCAUCUCAAUCGACCACUACCACUACUACUUCCACCACCACAAUCACAAAAACCAUGCACUAGAAGAAGAACAUCAAUCGAUCAUCAACUCCAUCCACAACCUAUACCAGAUCACCAAUGCUGGUAAACUGAUCAUCGGAUGCCAGGACCUAGUACAACUUCUCGUCCAACUCUGCUCUCGUUCGAUCGCUCAUCUCCAAUCGAUCUACCCUCUCCUAAUCCAGUCUAAACUACUCCUCAUCAACAACAACAACAACCACCGAGCAUCUCCUUCAACAUCCUUCCUCAGGCUACUACCCAUCGCCCCUCAUUCUCAGAUCAUUCACUACUCAACCUCACUGCUCACUCAAAUCAUCAAGUUCUCCUCUCCUCAACUAUCAACCGAACAGGUCAAACUGAUCAUCCACCUCUUCAUCAACCGAAUCGGACUGGUCACUAGCUUCGAAUCUCAUCUCAAGAUCGUCCUAGAUUAUAUCGACUGUCUGGUCACCUUUGGUUACGUCCCUACCCGUCAAGCAGCUCACUCAACCCACUCCUCAGCCAACGAGUACCACCACCAACACCUCGAUGGAGCAGCCCUUCUAAUCGAUCUCGUCCGUUUUGUUGCUAGAAUCGUCGGCCUACAAGCUCAAGAGGGAACCGUAAAUGUUGUCAGGGCUCUCGAACCUAAACAACACUCUGAUCUGAUCGACCUAUCAUCAUCUGACCUUACCAUCCCAUUACAACUAGAAGUCAAACAUACCGCCCCCCUCGACCCUACCAUCAUUCAACAAGCCAAGACGUGUAUGAAGGACUUGAUUCGAUCACCAGCCAAUCAAGCCAUCAAGUCUCUUCUCUCAACUCUGACUGGUGAUGACCCCAAAAUCGAUGAAUGCUCAAAGAUCGGCGCGAUUCGCUGCCUCAGGUAUGCCUUCGACGAUUACGACCAGAUCUAUAAACAAGUCAGACCGGCGACGAGCUCUAUGGAAGAGGAAGCUAGCGGUGUCGCUACCAGUCUCACCCUACUCGGCCUCGGUCUCCUGCUCGUCAAAGGACCACUCAGUGACAUCAUAUCAUCAUCACUCAGAACUAGUCUGGCCAUCGAUCACGAGAUCUUGAUGCUACUCUAUGAUCGUCUCUGCUUUCGUCUCUUUCAACCCAACAAGACUUCCGUAAUCGGUAACCUGAUGAAGGAAGAUGAUCUCGAUUGUUGCUUGGAUCUCUUAUUGCUUUUCUCGCAAGAACGUCUGAAAGCUUGGAUUAAUGACUCUGAUUGGUCUUUGGAUUUCGACAUAGAUUCCAGCAUUCCACUAUCUCCCCAGGAUCAGCUCAAAGACACCGAAGGAACCAAACAGUCUCCCCUCGUACCUUUCGGAAAGAUUUUCUCACUACUCUUCAUCCGGCACGCAGCCGAGAUUCGAUCUGCUGACGGUCCUCAAGACAAAAUGUCGGAAUUGAUGAGCUGGAAUCCAAUCACAAUUGACAAGUACUACGGUUUAUGUAUCACUCUCUCAAGAUACCUCUCCAACCCACUCAAACUCUCUUUGAUCGAUCAAAUCGAAUCCGAUCAAGUCUGUUCGCCCGAGUACCCAUCUUGGCUCUCAAAUCUCAUCCUCCUUCUCGACGGUUUCUUUGAGUUUGACUUAGAUCGCACCGCCCUCAGUAAUAAAUCCGCUGGGAAAUCUAGUCUCGGUUCAUGUUCAUCAAACCCUUCACCUGCUGACUCUCAAGUUCGACUGCUUCGGUUGAUUCAUAACAUCUUUAUGGAAAUCAGGGACCUGGAAGAGUGGAGAGAAGAGCUUUUGCAAGAAGUGGUCAUCCCUACUCUCGGCCGGUUUCUUUUGUUACCCGAUCUUCGCUCGUUCGAUAAUCCGGUUCUCAUCGACUUAGUUAUGGACCUCAUCAGAGAGGUUACUCACAACGAACUCGUCAAUGAGCUUCUUUCUAAUCAAGACCAAGUAGGCGAACAGGAAAAACAUCAAGAUUUGACCGGCAAGUCCUUAGAUACCUAUGACCGGCUUCGCAAAUUGCUGAUGACAACGGCUAAGAUGGGUCAGCUGAUCGAUAUUGACGAUAUCACACGAUUUACAAACUCACCAAGCACUCAACAAGCAGAUCAGGAUUCAAUUCCGCCUCUUCAGAACGAAGUGAUACCUGCCGUCAGUGUUCCCAACACUCCUUUCACCACCCCAUCCUCUCUCCCUCUCAAGGCUUCAACGACGACGAGUACGACGAUCUCCAACACGAUCUUCAGUCCUCACCGUGUCACAUCAUCCAAUCAUCACGAACAAGUUCGAAUCUCUGAACGUUCCGAUGCGGUCUUUGCCAAGCGACAACAUGAACUUAGUUACAAGGCUGUCGUGACCUUGAUCAAGCUACUGACCGAUAGCAUGAAGAUCUCUACGGGCUAUUCAAAUGCCAAGUGUGUAUCCAUUUUCGUCGAUUUGAUUGGCCUCCUUCGACCAGCAAACGGACUCGUCAAUUCGACAAAUUCCCAAAGUCAUGCCGCACAUUCCGGUCUCCCUCAUUCAUUCAGCUUGAGCGAUUUAGAUCACGAUCUCCAACGUAAGGCCGAUGAAUCUCAAAUCGACAAUCGGGCCCGUCUCGCAAUCUUAAAAUGUUUGCUGAGGUUAAGGGCAGACGAAGAGCAUCGAAUCCAGUUUGUCAGAGAUUUGGAAAUCGAAGGAUUAGCUCAAAUUGUCGGCAGGGUCAUUGAUCCGUCCCGAUCAUAUGCUCCUGCGCUGUCUUCCCCUGAUAAAAAGUCGUGCUUCAGCCCUGCAGCAUCCUCCUCAAAGCCCCGUAUGACACCUACCUCCUUUCGUGAAAACCAUGAACCUGGAAGUAAUACGGGGAAAAGGUCGACCUCCAUGACCACCAAUGCAACGGCUACCAUUGGAAUGACGACGUCACCCAACAAUGCGUCGGAUAAUCUGGACGAAGGCAAGCCACUCUGGACGGUUCCUGACAAUUUGGAUGAGUUUGGAUGGGAGCCAAAGAUCGAAACCCAGUCAACUCACUGCCUUGUCACCUACGAUCACAUCAUUCGUAAAGAUUGGGAUCCUUCCCAGGAUCAUCUCUCGCUCAAGAAUAGUCCAAGUACAUGUCAUCACGUCGUUCGCCACAUGACCAUCCUGCCUAUCCCCGAUUACUUGGCAGUCUUGAUCGCGAUCCUACGCUAUGAAGUCGAUUGGGAACUAGUCUCAUAUGUACUGUGUCACUUGCCUGGACAGCUUAGUAAUAAACAUUUUACUUGCGAGCCACGCGCCUCACAACAGAUCCACCAGUUACGCCGAUUUCUUUGCAGUGGGAUCAAAACUGAUACUCUCCUCCACCAAGUUCGUUUCCCACCACGCCAAAGGGUGAAAUUGACCGAUGCACAUGCAAUCUCCUACCAAACUCUUUCGACCUUAAUCGCAUACAAGGCCCUAUUCGACAAAUCUCAAGCCGAUGAGAUGGUCGGCGCUUUUGUCAAAGGGCUUAGUAAGUACAAAGAUACCGCCAAGGCCUGUAUUCACGCACUCUCUUUGGCAUGUCAUGAGCUUCAACCUUCGAUCACCAAGUUCUUGCCCGAGAUCCUGCGUGGUUUGACGAAGAUUGUCUCCUCAGCCUUCGUCUCGGUACACAUUCUGGAGUUACUGGGUUUUUUGGGUCAGAUGCCUUCGCUCUAUGCGAAUCUGACUGAGGAGGAGUUCAAGAUGAUAUUUGGUAUAUCAUUACAAUAUAUCACUACUCAUAACCAACUUCAGCAGCUAGAGGAGUCUCGAUCUGCACAUACUUCGUCCAACCAUCUCACGCCACCAAGAGCUGGAAUUUCGACCUCAGAAGUCUCGCUGGCGGAGGAGGUCGAGUUAGCAUUCCAGCAAUAUGUUUAUCUCAUGGCAUUCUACAUUAUUGCUCUCUGGUUCGUUUCACUCAAACUUCCGGAACGCAAGAAGUAUGUUACUUUCAUCACCCGCAAACUUGUCCAGGCCUGUGAAGGCAAGCAAGGCCUUGACGAACCUACGGAAGUCUGCUUCGAUAUGCUCAAUCGGUACACCUAUUCGAAUGCCGAACCCAAACCAAGGAUGAAGCAAUCCAAAUUCAAUCAGAUCAUCAACUCCUCCCUCGGCAAGUCGGUCCGAACCACUAGCUGGAUCAUCGGCAACUCCAUCCUGACAAUCAAAUGUCUCAGUCGGCCCGGUUGGACGGAGGUGUGUGUGAAGCGGCCAAGUGGAAUGGUGAAAAUGAUUUGGGAAUUGGAAAACCUGAGUGGCGAUUAUGGUGCCUCCGAGCAAGAUGUUUUGGAGAUGGUCAUCCGACACCGUGACACUCUGAAUUCCGCUGCUUCGGAUGAUGGUGGGUUGGGAGAUGAUAUCGAAACUCCUGGUUCUCAACAGCCGUACGGCGAUGGAUCGACAGCAUCUACCGCACAGCUCCGAGAAGUUAGCUUGGAGUCAGUUCUCGAACAGUCUGAAGAGAUCACUCGGACGACAGGUAUCGAGCCUAAUUACACUAACCUGUCGGUUGAGCCUAGUUUUUUCGCACUCCAACUGUUUCCCUUCGGAGAUCUUGGAAGCCCGACGCUUGAAGAUUCGCCCUCAAAUUUUAGACCACUCAAGGUACCCGACCAGCCCAUCUUUCAACGGGCGGUUGAGAUGAUCGAUUACUUGCCGGUGGUGGAUUUUCAUAAGAUCGGAGUGAUCUAUGUCGGCCCAGGGCAGACAACGGAGGAGGAGAUCUUGGGCAACCGAGAAGGCUCAAAGGCUUACAUCAACUUCUUGAGCUCACUCGGCCAAUUGGUCAGAUUGAAAGGAUGUGAACACUAUAAUACCGGUGGGCUGGAUUCGAAGACCGAUUCUAAUGGAAAGUUUGCGUACAUGUGGGGCGACGACAUCACGCAGAUCUGUUUUCAUAUCGCCACCUUGAUGCCGACCAGUCGGGACGAACAACCCUCGGGCCCAGAUCCGAUCAUGACCAAGAAAGCGUUGAUUGGCAAUGACUUUGUGGUGAUUGUCUUCAAUGAUUCUGGCAAAGAGUACAAAUUCGACUGUCUGAAAUCGGAAUUCAACUUUAUCAAUAUCAUCAUCGAGCCCAACACUCCGAUCAAUUCAACCCUCAACUUGCACGCCGGUGUCCAACAAGAACUGAAGUUCUUUAAGAUCAGUUUGCAGAGGAAAGCAGGCUUGCCGAAGAUCGGUCCGAUCGCCGAGAACUUCAAAAUGAUAUCGAGCUCGUGUCUUUCCGAGUUCGUCCGCCGGUUAUCGCUCCAUUGCAACACCUUUUCACAAGUCUAUUUGGCCUGUGUGGGCACGGAGACGCGGAAGACGGAACAUCAUCAUCAACAACAACAACAGCAACAACAACAGUCGUCAGUACAGGAUCAUCAUCCAAAUACUCACCAUCAACACCAUCACCGCAAUCGAAGGAAGCUCGAGUUCGUCAGUAACUGGCGCGCCCGACUGCGGGAAAUCAAGCGACUGAAAGAACGGAUCCAUAAGCUUGGCCCUUCGACGCCUUCUAACCCUACCACCACUCUGACUGCUGCCACCCCUGGGCCGACCCCUUCCUCAGAUGAGGCGGGCUUCAAACUUCCCGUGAUUCACUCUUCUGGGGGAGGAACAACAGCUCCUGCUGCUUCUGGAUCAUCCCUUAACACCUCUAUCGCUCCGUCGGCUACCACAGCUUCUUCCUUGGGCCCCAUAAGCUCUAGUAACCUUCUCCUUCCUGGCUUUAAAAGCUCUAAACAAGCGGAUGAUUCCGCUUCCGACUUGUUGACUACCCUUCCCUCAAAUCCCUCUCCGCUUUCACUUCCCGAGCUCCCACCUCCUCCUCCCCCUUCUUCUUCAAUGAUUCCUUCAUUUCCGCUCCCUCAUCUUCAUCUUCCUUCCAGCCUUCUUCCUCUUCCUCCUGCCAAUCCUGCCCCUCCUCCUUCUACAAAUCCACCACCACCAGCCACGCAUCCUCCUCCUCCUCCUCCUGCCGCUGCUCCUACUACCACUUCACCCUCAUCUUCAUCCACUCUCAAUCAUACUUCCGCAUCUACUCCUGUUCUUUCUCAUCCUAGUUCUUCUCAUCCUAAUCCUAAUCCUUCUUCCAUUAAUAAUCAUAUUCCCAAUACUACUAGUGCUGAUUCUAUCUCCAUUUCUAAUUCUACUACUACUACCACGACUUCCAAUAGACUUUCUAGUCUCCUCUUUGAUGUCGAUCUCGUUUCUCAAAAUCUUGACUUUAGCUCUUGGACCGAUUAAUCUCACGUUUUUUUCUCUUUCUAUCUUCUCUUUCUCUCUCUUUCCUUGGGUUCUUGUUCUUUCUUUCUUUUUUGAUUUAUUUAUUUUCUUUCUCUCUUUUCUUUUUGUUUUUGAGGAUUUGCGAUGUCUUCUUUUUUUUCUUUCUUUUUUUGGUGGAGGUUGAUGAUGUAUUUGUUACUUAUUUUUUGUUAGAUUAAAAUCAAAUCAUAUUUUCAUAUUGCCUCAAUUUUCUCUCUGCAUUAUUUUAUGAUUAUUUUUGCUCCCUAGAUUGUUUUUUUUUGUUGGGUUGAAAUUGAAUUGAAUCAUAUGGAGGUACUGAGCUGCCAAACUUGCCAAAAACCCAUUUCCAUUUCCAUUUUUUUUUUGGUAACCUGGAGAAUUGUAUUUUUG
Messenger RNA from Puccinia graminis f. sp. tritici CRL 75-36-700-3, 6985 nucleotides. RefSeq lists its product as uncharacterized. Gene Ontology annotation, molecular function: GTPase activator activity. The coding region runs from base 65 to 6595 and encodes 2176 amino acids. The transcript is spliced from 4 exons. Lineage: Eukaryota; Fungi; Basidiomycota; Pucciniomycetes; Pucciniales; Pucciniaceae. The record is from RefSeq and is a predicted model, not a curated record. Gene Ontology annotation, biological process: regulation of small GTPase mediated signal transduction; positive regulation of GTPase activity; negative regulation of TOR signaling. Gene Ontology annotation, cellular component: cytoplasm; TSC1-TSC2 complex; nucleus.